This is a messenger RNA of Mizuhopecten yessoensis (Yesso scallop), 1911 nucleotides long. RefSeq names its product globin C, coelomic-like. The transcript is spliced from 3 exons. NCBI's taxonomy places the organism in Eukaryota, Metazoa, Mollusca, Bivalvia, Pectinida, Pectinidae. The record is from RefSeq and is a predicted model, not a curated record. The coding region runs from base 504 to 1079 and encodes 191 amino acids. Gene Ontology annotation, molecular function: oxygen binding; heme binding.
GCGCGUGGGUGUGGAUAUACGACACGUGUUACCUAUAGCUGAGCCAGUUUACACAGUAAGAGUCCGUAUCGACAGUGCUGUACAGGUAGUAGCGAGCCAGCUGUAAUAGUACUAGUACUGGUGCUGUCGCUGCCGCUACUGCUGCUGCUGCUGUUGCUGAACACAGUGAGAAAAACGUCAAUGUGUUUGCUUUUGCCUGAACGAAUAACAUGGGACUUUAGGUAAGGAACAUAAAGAUUUCUGUGCUGGAGACCAGCCAAUGUUGACCGUGACUGAGGGGAAACGGAAUAACAAUACACACACAAGGCUAACAACAAAUACAACAUCCGUCGAACGCCAUGUCCUUUCGUUCCUUGGAGCGUGCAGGAGUCACUGUGUCUCGGUGGUCGCCACAGCUCACUAGCAUUUUGUUCUGAAAGUUUGUUCGACCAGCACGUCGAUUGGGAACCCAUUCCUAAGUGAGCAAAGACGUAUGAUGAGUUUUAGCCAAUCGUGGCUGCAUUAUGGGAUGUGACGUCAGCAAAAGUGUUGAAGUCAAUGACGUCAAUAUAGCUGAAGACGAGGCGGCCGAUUUCUCCGACAACCAAAUCGACACCAUCCGGAGUACUUGGCCAAUCCUAUCACGUGACAUGGUUGGCAUCGGAGAAAAGGUUUUCUUCCGGAUAUUUCUUGAAGAACCGAAGAUCAAAACAGUUUUUAAAAACUUCUCGUAUAUAGAUGAAAACAACUUGAGACAGUCGAAAAUAUUCAUAGAUCACGUGACAAAGUUCAUGCAGGUAGUGGAUUCGGUCGUGGAUAGUUUGGAGAAGCCAAAGACUGAAAUUCAACAUACUCUGCUGAUGCUUGGUGCGAAACACGCCACCUUCGACGGUUUUGACAUUGAACAUUUCGCUGUGUAUAUAAAAGUGUUGAUGAGCGUCUGGGAGACAGCGAUCGGAGAGGAAUUUAUACCGGAAGUGCGCGAAAGCUGGAAUAUAGUGUUUACGUACAUUGUCCGAUAUCUCUGUCAAGGUUACGAACUUUUUAUCCUGGAGACUGAACUUGAUAAACCGUGUAAUGGCAAUUCAAGCGUAACGUAACACUAUAUAUCUAUGGUUAUAAUUUUCAAAAAGCUUCGAUGAGAUGUUUCAAAACCAGACUCGCUCAACGAGUCGUUAACACAGAUAUUCAAAGUAUUAUUUUUGAGAAAAUAUCUGAAAAUUUACAAAUAUUUUUGUAUCUGCUGUCUAUGCGCGAGCAUUAUUAAUCCCAGUACAUGCAGGUUUAAUUCUGAAUUUUAAUAUUUUUGAAAAUAUACGAGAUGAGUUAUUUGUGUUAAUUUGGCGUUGAGGUUGUCAGGGUUUAAGCAUAUGGAUCGAUAUCCAUAAUUUAGGAAUGUGGUUUUUGACUGGAUGAUAUUUAUUUGUGUUGAACUAUUCGUUUACAGGUACGUAGUGAAAUUGUAUAAAGUUUCUUUUACCAACUAGAUCCGUUUUUUUCAUUCUGAUUUUUCUAUAUUAAUUGAUAUUACUCAUGUAAACCAAACUGUAAUUCGAACUCGUAAUCGGUGAAGCUAAAGUAAGUCUAUGUGAACUCCGUGUAUUGUCAAGUCAUCCAAGGGAAAACCUGGUUAGUAACAUCGAAACCACAAAAGCACACAGAACAGUAUAACAAUAACAUCGAUCUCCAGUUAGCGCAAACAAAAGAAACAUUUCCAAAUAGGACCAUAAUGACACCAUAAACAUUUACAACAACUUUUAUCAACCUGCAAAAACGUCAAUUAGCGUUUCAGCUUCCACAUAUAUGAUUAAAGACGUCACGGGUAUUUGUCAGGUUUUGUGACAUCCCUGAUAUCAUUUUUAUAUCGUGAUACAGACAGUAAAUUAGGUUUGGUUUAAUUUUGUUUAACGUCCUAUUAACAGCUAAGGGCAU